Messenger RNA from Trichechus manatus latirostris (Florida manatee), 754 nucleotides. It is a transcript of the gene MYL2, whose product is annotated as myosin light chain 2. Gene Ontology annotation, cellular component: cytoplasm; myofibril. The record is from RefSeq and is a predicted model, not a curated record. NCBI's taxonomy places the organism in Eukaryota, Metazoa, Chordata, Mammalia, Sirenia, Trichechidae. The coding region runs from base 50 to 493 and encodes 147 amino acids. The transcript is spliced from 6 exons. Gene Ontology annotation, biological process: muscle cell fate specification; cardiac muscle contraction; heart development. Gene Ontology annotation, molecular function: calcium ion binding.
UAAGAAAGCCAAGAAGAGAGCAGAUGGCGCCAACUCCAACGUGUUCUCCAUGUUUGAACAGACCCAAAUCCAGGAAUUUAAGGAGGCCUUCACCAUCAUGGAUCAGAACAGGGAUGGCUUCAUUGACAAGAAUGACCUGAGAGACACCUUCGCAGCUCUUGGGCGUGUUAAUGUGAAAAAUGAAGAAAUUGAAGAAAUGAUCAAGGAAGCUCCGGGUCCAAUUAACUUUACUGUGUUUCUGACAAUGUUUGGGGAGAAACUGAAGGGAGCAGAUCCCGAGGAGACCAUCCUCAACGCGUUCAAGGUGUUUGAUCCCGAAGGCAAAGGGGUGCUCAAGGCUUCUUACGUUCAGGAGAUGCUGACCACCCAGGCGGACAGGUUUUCCAAGGAGGAGAUUGAGCAGAUGUUUGCCGCGUUCCCCCCUGAUGUGACUGGCAACUUGGACUACAAGAACCUGGUGCAUAUCAUCACCCACGGGGAAGAGAAGGACUAAGGGGGGACUUUGCCUCCUGACCCUGGGCUUGUCUCCGCGGGAGCAGGGUCCCUGCCCUCAUCUCACUCUGCCUGGCAGCACCGCCAUCCCCGCCCCCAGCUUAUUAGCUGUGUAGCUGCCUCAAUUAUCCACCUUCGUCUUCUUUGCAGCCUGUGGCUGAUACAUACCACUUGGCCACCCAUCCUACAGAUGGAAAUCCAUCCAAAGGCCAAAUUCAAAUAAACAAGAGGUUGUGUAUUUGCUUAUAACAUUUUUCUGACA